Messenger RNA from Sporisorium graminicola, 1116 nucleotides. RefSeq lists its product as uncharacterized. Gene Ontology annotation, cellular component: mitochondrial inner membrane. The transcript has a single exon. The coding region runs from base 1 to 1116 and encodes 371 amino acids. Lineage: Eukaryota; Fungi; Basidiomycota; Ustilaginomycetes; Ustilaginales; Ustilaginaceae. The record is from RefSeq and is a predicted model, not a curated record.
AUGUUGAGGCCAUCCUUCCAGACGUUGCAGCGUUCGCUGCACAACUCGCUCCUGGUGGCUCGGUCCUCUGCUGCUCACAGAACUACCACCAGCGGGGCUGUUGUUCGGCCCUUGCGCUUGCUUUCGUCGGCAGCCAAGUCGCCCCUCGUAUCCGCCAGCCAUGGCGUGCAGCCGCAGCAGCCGCUUCGACAGGUACAGCAACAGGUUCGAGGUGUCCGCACCAGCCCAUUCCGUCCGAACGGCAACAACAGUGCUGGCGGCUCGGGUGGCCGCUUCGCCUUUGCGGCGCCUCACGCUGCUCCUGCAGCUGACGCCCCCACCAGCUUUACGCAGCCUGGCGGCUGGACUCGCGCUUUGACCAGUCUCGGUAUCAUCGGUGCCACUGCCUUUGGUGCCAACAUGUUCUUCAACCGCGAAACUCGUGACUCGCUCCACCCUGUCGAGGCCGAGUAUCUGCACAAGACGUUCAUGUACCUCGCCGGCGGUUUGACCCUAACGGGUGCUGCUGCUGUUGGUCUGCACCGUUACGGUGUCUCGCAGCGUGUGAUGAUGGCAAACCCCUGGCUCGUGCUUGGCGUCGGCCUGGUUGCAAGCAUUGGUGGCAUGCUCGGUGCUACGUCGCUUCCACCUGGUCACCCGCUCAAGGUCCCAUCGUGGUUGCUCUUCAAUGCUUCACAGGCCGCUGUGCUCAGCCCCUUGCUCUUCCUCAAUCCGGCGGUGUUGUCGCGUGCUGCCCUUUACACCGCGGGUCUGGUUGGCUCGCUCUGUUACGUUGGUGCCACCGCGAAGGAAGACAAAUACCUGUGGAUGGGAGGGCCCCUGCUCGCCGGCGUUACCAUCGUCGCUCUGUCGUCACUGGCACCCAUGCUACUGCCUCGCACCGCUUUCCGCACGCUUGCCGCCACCGAGGCGCUCUCGCUCUAUGGUGGUCUCGCCGUGUUCGGUGCGUUUGUGCUCUACGACACGCAGCGAAUCCUGAAGCAUGCGCAGAUGGUGCGAGCUGGUUACGCUGCCGGUGACCCGCUUGCCGAGUCGAUCAGCCUCGAGCUCGACUUUAUCAACAUCUUUGUUAGGAUGGUCCAGAUCCUCGGCAUGCAGCAGAACCGUCGCAAGUGA